AUGAACUGCAAGGAGGAAAAUGACAACUGCACUGACGGGAGCAGGAGCAACACCAAGAAGAUGCUGAAAUGUGUGGUGGUUGGGGAUGGUGCAGUUGGGAAAACCUGUUUGCUGAUGAGCUAUGCCAAUGAUGCCUUCCCAGAGGAGUAUGUCCCCACUGUGUUUGACCACUAUGCAGUAACCGUGACUGUGGGAGGACAACAACACUUGCUGGGGCUUUAUGACACUGCAGGGCAGGAGGACUACAACCAGCUGAGACCCCUGUCCUACCCCAACACAGAUGUGUUCCUGAUCUGCUUCUCCGUGGUGAAUCCUGCCUCCUACCACAACGUGCAGGAGGAGUGGGUGCCUGAGCUGAAAGUCUGCAUGCCCAACGUGCCUUAUGUCCUCAUAGGAACACAGAUUGAUCUCCGGGAUGAUCCCAAAACUUUGGCGCGGCUGCUUUACAUGAAGGAGAAACCACUCACCUAUGAGCAUGGAGUGAAGCUGGCAAAGGAGAUCGGAGCCCAGUGCUACCUGGAGUGCUCAGCACUCACACAGAAAGGCCUUAAGACUGUCUUUGAUGAGGCAAUCAUGACCAUUUUCCACCCCAAGAAGAAGAAGAAGCGCUGUGCAAAGUGCCACAGGUGCUGCACCCUUGUGUGA
This is a messenger RNA of Agelaius phoeniceus (red-winged blackbird), 645 nucleotides long. RefSeq names its product ras homolog family member J (gene RHOJ). NCBI's taxonomy places the organism in Eukaryota, Metazoa, Chordata, Aves, Passeriformes, Icteridae. Gene Ontology annotation, biological process: small GTPase-mediated signal transduction. The record is from RefSeq and is a predicted model, not a curated record. Gene Ontology annotation, molecular function: GTPase activity; GTP binding.